AUGCAAGCUGAAGAACAUAAUCAGGCGAAUACUUUAAUAAAAAUGGAUAAUAACGAAAUAAAUCGAGCUCAAAUAUCGUAUUGUUUAUCUUGUAUACAUAACGUAGAAAGUCAACAUAAUCAAUUAGUCGAUGAAUAUUUCAAAAUAAAAGACUAUCUCAAAGAUGCGGCAUCCAUUUUACAAUCGAAACCAUCAUCUGCAGCUCUGGUGAUCUACAAUCAUUACACAACAUAUUCUGAACAAAUAAUGAAUUGUAUUCGACAAAAACGGACACUAUUAACAAAUUUAAUCAGUGAUCUUAGUAAAACCGGACUGUUAGUAAAUGAUGAAGAUUAUGAAAGUGAUGAACUUGAAGAAAGUAUUGAUGAAGGAAUCGAUGAACAAUCGUUGGGUCCAUUAGAUAUAAGUACACGAUUAAUAAGUUUAGAAAACAGCUACAAUGAUUUAUCUGUAUGA
Messenger RNA from Didymodactylos carnosus, 456 nucleotides. Lineage: Eukaryota; Metazoa; Rotifera; Eurotatoria; Philodinida; Philodinidae. The record is from the annotation of a GenBank genome assembly.